CACAUUGAUUAUAACACCUACCAAUCAUCAUAUUCCUUUAUUUUAUGGUUUGUCAUCAUCAAGAUAUUUGGACUAUUUCUCUUUAAUAUCAUUGCUGCAUUCAUCUGGGUUUGGUUAAUUCAAUUAUAAAGAUUAAUGAAAUAAGAGGGAACCAAUUCUACUAAUGUCUCAAGGAAAGAUGAAAGAAGAAGAUAUAUCCUAUACAAAUAUCAAAACCAAAGAUCAUGUGUUACUCGAUAUCGUGCAAGAAGAAGAAGAUCUUGUAGAAUCAAUUGGCGAAAAGAUGAAAAAUAUCUCAAGUUUUCAUCGUAUCAACAGAGUUCCUCAAGAAGUAAAAAAGGGAAGUGAAAAUAGUUACUCUCCUAAAUUAGUCUCGAUAGGUCCUUUUCACCAUGGAGUUGACACACUUAAAAACAUGGAGGAACAAAAGUGGUGUUAUCUCAACACGCUCGUUAGUCGAAAACCAAUAAACACACAACCCAUUUUAGAGAAUUGUGUGAAAGCACUUAGAAAUUUAGAAGAGAAAGCAAGAAAAUGCUAUGGAGAAGAUACAAUUGAUCAAAUUGGAAGCAAUGAAUUUGUCCAAAUGAUGUUACUUGAUUGUGGCUUUAUCAUUGAGGUUUUUAUCAAGCUUGCUUUAAAGGGUUAUCGACGUAGAGAUGAUAUGUUUUUUAGCAAUUACGAGAUGUUUUUUCGUUUAAGAUGUGACUUAAUUCUACUCGAAAAUCAAAUCCCUUUUUUUGUUCUACACCAAAUAUUUCACUUAGUUCCAAUUCCUAAAGAAUGUAAUUAUUCCCUUAUUCAACUUUCUUUACUCUUCUUUAGGAAAUUAAUUCCAGGUGAAGGACUCAUUACUAUAGAGAAAUUUGGCCCUGAAGUUCACCAUUUAUUGGACUUAGUUCGCCAAUGUUAUCUCCCAACAAUUCCUCAAAUUCAACCAAAUGGGGUACAAAAACAUUUGCACAAUGUACUACAUCUUCAUGCUGUAGGGAUCAAGUUCAAGAAGGCAGUAAGUGAAAGUGUUAUGAAUGUAAGAUUUACCAAAGACAAAGUAUUGGAAAUUCCAACUUUGAAAAUACACAACUACUCUGAGAUUUUAUUCAGAAAUCUAAUGGCACUGGAGCAUUUUGGUUCAACAAGUAUGCGAGUGAGAUAUCCAGCGUCUGAUGUUCGUACAACAGUAUCCACAACUACUUUACGGGCUCACAGUAACAUUGGUUCGAAACACGUUAUGUCUUACGUUUACCUCAUGAAAUCUCUUGUAAGGUCUGCAAAAGAUGCAAGCCAUUUAAUACAGAGGGAGAUUUUGGACAGCAGUUUAUAUAAUGAUGAAGAGAUUUUUCAACUGUUCCAUAAGCUUCAUGUUGAGUUUGAUGUCAAGGAUUUCUAUUAUAGUGGACUUUGUGAGAAAGUUAAUGGAUACAAGAAGAAAACAAUGUGGAAAGUAUGUUGCCAGAAACUCAGCAAUGUAUAUAAAAAGACUUCCUAAGGAAUAGCAGGCUUGACUGUUUUCUCAGUA
Molecule: messenger RNA, 1519 nt
Organism: Nicotiana attenuata
Lineage: Eukaryota; Viridiplantae; Streptophyta; Magnoliopsida; Solanales; Solanaceae
Product: UPF0481 protein At3g47200-like
Exons: 2
Coding region: 164-1489 (441 amino acids)
Source: RefSeq, a predicted model, not a curated record